AUGGAGACGCUGCCCUCGUUCCAGUCGCUGCUCGAUACGGAGACGAACGCGUCGUCCCACCACCCCGUUGGCCACUACCCCCUCUCCGACGUGGGCUCCUCGCCGUUCUUCUCCUCUUCGUCGUCGUUCUUUUCUUCGUCGUCUUCGUUCUUUUCCUCGUCGGGCGAACUGAGUGGCCUGCUCGCCUCGUCGUCUUCGUCUUCGCGCCGAGGCAGGGAGUCGCCCGUGUCGCCCUCCUCGCCGCCCUGCCAGGCGGGUCCCUCCAAGGCGCCGCUCGCCUCCUUCCUCGGCUCGUUCACCAUGUCGACCACGACCACCACCCACACGACCACCGCGCCGCCGUCCGCCUUCAAGCCUGUCGGCCACGGCCUGGCACCCGCGCCCUGCGCACUCCCGCUGGGACAGCCCCUCCUGCCCGGACCUUCGCCGGUGGCUGCCACCGCCGCGGCCUCGGCCAUGCUGCCGUUCCACGCGAGCGCCUACUCCCACGCGCUCUCGCAGUCGGUGCCCUUGACGAGCGAUGCCCGCGCCAUCAAGAAGGACUGCGGCGCUCACACCGCCACCGCCGUGCACGCCGCCGCCGGCAGCAGCGGCAAGCCCGGAGUUCGCGUGUGCACCAUGUGCGGCACCAGCAAGACCAAGCAGUGGCGGUCCGGCAGCGACGGCAAGCCUUCGCUGUGUAACGCGUGCGGGCUGCGGUACCGCAAGGACUCGCUGGGACAGAAGUUCAAGUUCAAGCAGGUCAUCAUCUUCCCCUCGGGCACCACGAGGGCCAACAGCAGCAGCAGCAGCAGCAACAACAACAAGAAGAGGAAGACACUCGCCACCAGUGACGACAAGAGCAAGGCCGACUCCGUCGACGAGAAGGAACUGACCGCCUCGUUGGCCGCCGCCAAGUCCGCCUCGAAGAAGAGGCGCCACGCGUCGCCGGCCGCCGCCGCCGCCGCCGACCAGCACGACACGCGCUCGAGGGAGGGUAGUCCCGACAGACGGUCGGACAUCUACUCUCUCCUCAACUAG
Messenger RNA from Acanthamoeba castellanii str. Neff, 1020 nucleotides. RefSeq names its product GATA zinc finger domain containing protein. Bases 1 to 1020 code for a protein of 339 amino acids. The record is from RefSeq and is a predicted model, not a curated record. The transcript is spliced from 3 exons. Gene Ontology annotation, biological process: regulation of DNA-templated transcription. NCBI's taxonomy places the organism in Eukaryota, Discosea, Longamoebia, Acanthamoebidae. Gene Ontology annotation, molecular function: zinc ion binding; sequence-specific DNA binding.